UCAAUUUUAGUCAAUAAUAAAUUUCACGUGAACUCAAUUAGCUGACUACUACAGUUAAGGCAGCUAUUAAUGGUUAGUACAUAAAAAUAUUUAUACGAAUGGGUAGAAAGAAAGUACGUCAGAGGGAAAAAGAUCAGUCUUCUAGCGAUGAAGACGGUCCACAAAUGCUCCCACCUAAUCUGCUUAACUUAAAUGCAACUGUGCAUUCUAAUUAUGAUUAUACAGAUAAUUCGGAUAUAACCAUGACCGAAGAUGCUUCUAAUGCAAAACACAAGUUCAAAUCUCAAAAACUCUUAGAUAAAGGCUCACAAAAAAAGGGCACAGUUACCACCUUUAAAGCUUUAUAUAAUAAACUCGAAUUUUUAGAAAUAACUGAAGAAAAGUCAGUAGAUAUAAUAACAACAGAUCUUCAAAGUACGAAUAAGGUUAAAAAGCAGAAAAACAGUAAACUCUAUGGAGAAAGUAGUAAUGAUAAUAAAAAUACGCAGAAAAAGUCUGCCGUUAUUGAGAUUCAAGGCAAAGCGAGUGUCGAGUUAAACACUGGAAAAAAGACAGCUUUGGAAAGGAUUAACGACACCAAAAAGAAAGUUGUUUAUAGCAGUAAAAAGAAAAAUAAGAGCGUCGAAAUAAAAUCGGAAGUGAGUAUUGCUGCUUCUGUUGCGUGCCCUGAACUUUCAACUGAAGAAAAAAAAGUGAGUACCAAGACUGUUCAAGCUACAGUCGAGAAUGUGGUUUCUGAUUGGGAAGCCCUCGAUUGGGAAGCUUCUGAUUAUGACUCUUCGAAUCCUGACUCGUCUACCGUCGACUCUCCUGAUAAGGCUCCUGAAAAGGGCCCUUCUCAGCCGGAAGCGCCUCCUCAAGCCGCGGCAGAGGCAACACUCCGGUCUCCUAUUUGCUGUGUUCUCGGCCAUGUAGACACCGGAAAGACAAAACUUUUGGAUAACAUUCGCUCUACAAACGUUCAGGAUGGCGAAGCAGGCGGGAUUACCCAGCAAAUUGGGGCCACGUUUGUCCCCACCUCUGCACUGGCUCAAAGGACCGCCGUUAUAAAUAGGCAGGGCCGACUGGAGCUGAAGGUUCCAGGCUUGCUGGUGAUCGACACACCAGGCCACGAGUCCUUUUCCAAUCUUCGACUUCGUGGGUCAUCUCUUUGUGACAUCGCGAUUCUCGUUGUUGACAUCCAGCACGGACUGGAGCAGCAGACUAUUGAAUCCAUCAGCAUCUUAAAAAAAAGAAAAACGCCUUUCGUGGUUGCUAUCAAUAAGAUUGACGUGUGUUAUGGGUGGACGCCCCGCCUCCAUUCCGGGUUUAGGGCCUCUUUUAAAAACCAGAAGGGCCAUGCGCAGAAACACUUUAACGAGCUGGCCUCAAAGAUAGUCCUUCAGUUAGCAGAGCAGGGCUUCAAUGCUGCUCUAUACUAUGAGAAUAAGGAUUUAAAAAAAACAGUUAGUUUAGUGCCGACCUCUGCUAAGACGGGAGAGGGCAUCCCGGAUCUUCUGGGGUUAAUAGUGCAGCUGACCCAGCGGUGGAUGGCCACCCGCAUCUCUUUCAAAACUAACGUAGAAUGUACCAUUUUGGAGGUCAAAAAGGUGCAAGGGCUGGGCACCACGGUCGAUGUAAUAUUAUCACAGGGCUCCUUAAAACAAGGUCAGACAAUUGUCCUGUGUGGUCUGGACGGACCAAUACGGACAACUAUUAGGGAAUUGCUCAUGCCGCAGCCCCUUCGUGAACUACGCGUGAAAUCGAACUAUGUCUCACACAAAGUUGUCUCGGCUGCCCAGGGGGUUAAAAUUUUUGCAAAGCAUUUGGAAAGCGCAGUGGCCGGAACACCGUUGUAUGUUAUUGAUGACAAUACGGACGAAUCGCGCAUAAAAGAGAUAGAAGAAAAGGUUAUUAAUGAGCUGAAGGCCUCUUUGGAUCGAUUUGAGACGCAAGAAGAGGGCGUUUGCGCUCAGGCCUCCACUUUGGGCGCUUUAGAGGCCUUGCUUGUAUUUUUUGAAACUUCAAAGAUUCCAGUUUCCAGCGUGGAUAUUGGACCAGUCCACAAGAAGCAAGUUGUCAAAUGCUCGACGCAAAAGGACGCUCUUUACUCGUGCAUCCUUGCCUUUGACGUGCCUGUGGAUCCGGAGGCCAAAAAACUCGCUAAGCAGAAGAAAAUUACAAUUUUUACCGCGGAUAUUAUAUAUCAUUUGUUUGAUCGCUACAUGGAAUUCAGAAAGACUGAACUGGAGAAGCGAAAGCGCGCUGUGGCGCACUUAGCGUGGUUUCCAUGCGUCCUGCAAAUCCUCCCUGAAUCGAUUUUUAGGAACCGCGAUCCGCUUAUAAUGGGCGUCACGGUAGUGGAGGGCACUCUGAGGUCGGGCGUUCCUAUAGUUGUUCCCGACAAAGACUUUCUUGAACUCGGAGUGGUUGAUUCUAUUCAAAUUAACAAUAAAGACUUGCCAACGGCGAAGACUGGGCAAAGCGUGUGUGUUCGCAUCCAGAACACUCGGGAUGCUCCCCGGAUGUACGGUCGUCACUUUGACCACACUAAUCUGCUCUAUACAAACCUAAGCCGCCGGGCUAUUGACGUUCUUAAGGAGCAUUACAAGGAGGAAAUGACUAAAAAUGACUGGAAGUUGAUAGUUAAAAUGAAAAAAAUCUUUAAGAUUUUAUAAAGCAGGUUUGCUAAACUAAAAAUUAGUAUUUCUGACUUCCAGUGGCACUAAGCACGUAGUCC
Molecule: messenger RNA, 2719 nt
Organism: Zophobas morio
Lineage: Eukaryota; Metazoa; Arthropoda; Insecta; Coleoptera; Tenebrionidae
Exons: 22
Coding region: 99-2657 (852 amino acids)
Biological process (GO): translational initiation
Cellular component (GO): cytoplasm; mitochondrion
Molecular function (GO): translation initiation factor activity; GTP binding; GTPase activity
Source: RefSeq, a predicted model, not a curated record